Molecule: messenger RNA, 1242 nt
Organism: Exophiala bonariae
Lineage: Eukaryota; Fungi; Ascomycota; Eurotiomycetes; Chaetothyriales; Herpotrichiellaceae
Exons: 4
Coding region: 1-1242 (413 amino acids)
Biological process (GO): translational elongation
Cellular component (GO): cytoplasm; nucleus
Molecular function (GO): translation elongation factor activity
Source: RefSeq, a predicted model, not a curated record
AUGUCUUUCGGAAAGCUCUACGGCUUCAAGGACAAUGCGCGCUCAACUGCUCUUCUAGUCGUCGCAAAGGAGAACAACCUUGACAUCGAGCUUGUCGAGACUCGUCCUCCCAAUGUCAGCGCCGAAUACCUCAAGCUAAAUCCCUUGAACCGAGUUCCCACCUUCGUUGGCUCUAAUGGAUUCAUCUUGACUGAGGCCAUUGCCAUUGCUAUUUACUUUACCUCUCAGAACGAAAAGACCACUCUCCUUGGCAAGACAAAGCAAGACUACGCUUCUAUCGUCAAAUGGCUCUCCUUCUCCAACUCCGAGGUCCUACCAAAUUUGUCUGGUUGGUUCCGUCCGCUCAUUGGAAAGGAUCCCUACAACAAGAAAUCGGUCGACGAUGCAAAGAAGGCUACUCUUGAUGUCAUCAAGGUGUUGGAGAACCACUUCCUCGUUCACACCUUCCUGGUCGGUGAGCGUAUCACACUUGCAGAUCUCUUCCUUGCCUCUCAAGCCUCUCGUGGCUUUCAAUACGUCUUUGACAAGGACUGGCGCGCCGAGUACCCCAACACCACCCGGUGGUUCGAGACCAUUGUCAACCAGCCAAUCUGGAAGGCAAUCAUUGAGGAGCCAAUCUUGAUUGACGAGGCUGUCAAGUACACUCCCCCAAAGAAGGAAGCCAAGCCUGCUAAGGCUGCCACUCCUGCGGCCCCCAAAGCUAAGCCUGCAAAGGAGGAGGAAGAAGAAGAUGAGCCCAAGCCCGAAGUCAAGGCCAAGCAUCCUCUCGAAUCUCUCGCCAAGCCAUCUCUUAUUCUGGAUGACUGGAAGCGAAAGUACUCCAACGAAGACACACGAUCCGUUGCGUUGCCUUGGUUCUGGGAGCAAUACAAACCGGAGGAUUACUCGCUGUGGAAGGUUGACUACAAGUACAACGACGAGUUGACACAAGUCUUCAUGACUUCCAACCUCAUUGGUGGUUUCUUCAAUCGUCUGGAGGCUUCGCGCAAGUACCUCUUUGGUGCCGCCUCGGUCUAUGGAGUCGCAAAUGAUUCGGCCAUUCAAGGUGCCUUCUUGGUCCGCGGUGAUGAAGCACUCCCAGCUUUCGAUGUUGCCCCAGACUGGGAAUCCUAUGAAUUCACCAAACUUGACCCCAGCAAACCUGAGGAUAGGGCUUUCGUUGACGAUCAAUGGUCGUGGGAUAAGCCAAUCACUGUCAAUGGCAAGUCAUACGAAUGGGCUGAUGGAAAAGUCUUCAAGUAG